This is a messenger RNA of Acanthopagrus latus (yellowfin seabream), 1306 nucleotides long. RefSeq names its product colony stimulating factor 3 (granulocyte) a (gene csf3a). The coding region runs from base 155 to 748 and encodes 197 amino acids. NCBI's taxonomy places the organism in Eukaryota, Metazoa, Chordata, Actinopteri, Spariformes, Sparidae. The record is from RefSeq and is a predicted model, not a curated record. Gene Ontology annotation, biological process: neutrophil differentiation; immune response; macrophage differentiation. Gene Ontology annotation, cellular component: extracellular region. The transcript has 5 exons. Gene Ontology annotation, molecular function: cytokine activity.
GGCUAGUGAGGUAAUACUUUGAGAAGUGCUGCUUUCUCUUCCCUGCACAUUCACAGCAGACAGGCUCGGAGGGAGGGCUUCAGGGAACUACUCAGCAGCGAGCAGCCUCUGCACUGUCCUUACUGGUAUCAGAGUCUUCGUCCUUCCCUGCUACAUGGCCACGCUGGGCCGCGGCGCGCCUCUGCCUGGGAGAGGCGCACUUGUUGAGGACCCGCAAUCUCAGGAGAUGGUAAAGAUGAGCCGCGACCUGAUAGAGAAGAUCCUGCAGGCCAUUCCCGACACGCACACGUCCUGCAUCCACUCACAGGCCCUACAGCUCAAUUCCACUGAAAAUGCAAAGCUGGCGAUGAUUGCGAAAACCAUUGGAAUGCCGUCUGUUCCUGUACUCAAAGCCGUGUCAGAAAGCUACACUUUGGAGACCUGUUUGAAACACAUGUCCGAGGGUCUUCAGCUGCACCGGGCCUUGCUGAGCUCCGUCACUCCUCGCCUGGAGAACAAGGACAAAGUGAUCAGCCUACAGGCCGACAUCAGAGACCUUGUCAUUCAGGUCAAUAAGUUGCUGAAAAAGGUGCAAGCAGAGGCUGUGGUGCAGCCCUCACCGACCCCUGUCGCCCUAAGUCUACCAGGGGACUAUGAGAUUCAGGUGGCAGCACACCUGACUCUGGUGCAGCUCCAGGCCUUCGGGCAGGACGUGGUCCGCUGCCUCAGGAGUCUGGACCAGAGCAAUGAAGAAGAGACAGAGAGCUGACCAUGAAAGAUCCGCUUUUGGCACACGUCCAAAAUGUGACAUAUUCUGCCAUUUUUGUUAUGGCAUUUAUUUAUACAAAAUAUUUAUUUCUAUUUAUAUAGAUAUUUAUUCAGAUAGAAUAUUUAUUGAGGGAAUUUUAUUUUUGAUAGCUUUGUAUGCCUUAUUCCGCUUUCUGUUGACGGCCGAGCUAACUUCUGUUUUAACACUAGUCUGCUGACUCCUUCUGAAAGUGCACCAUCAUGCCUACGUUACAUGGCAGUAACAGAAAAUGAAAUCAUCCUCUAAAAACAAACUAUAACUAUUUAUAUUUAAAAGUGCUAAAGUAAAGAAUACACUUGACAGUUCUCGCAGCUGAGUGCACAAUGUACUUUUUUUUCAUUGACUGAUUCUUAAUAACUAAUCAGACAGAAUAAACUCACUCUCUUCGUUCUGAUGACUAAAUAAACAGAUAAACUGAUGAACUAAAUGACGUUAAAGGACAACACAGUUUCACACUAGAUUACUUUGUUUUUAUUUGGCAGACCCUGCCACCUUUCUAGCUCCAAACAGUGUUCUGGG